UUUCACAAAUUUCAAUGCCCGUAGCUCCGCCCCUGAGAGGGCCACGUCCUUAACCUUGGGCUUGUUGGAAAGGUCUGGUUCGGGCCUUUCCAACGAACCCAAACGUAAGUCUCUCUGACCUUCCACGGCCGAGCAAAUGAGCUCUGAAUACAAGCGUUUUUCACAAAUUUUCUAAAGUGGAAAUCACCAACUCGGCCGAGGAACGUCGUAGAGACGUGCGGUUGGUGUCAUUUGAAAGCUCCCUCGGGCCCCUUCAAAACGCACCCACCCCCAGGUCUCUAGGACCUCCCCUUCCGGAGAUAUAACAAAUGAGCAUAUAUAUUCAAAUGCCCGUAGCUCCGCCCCGGAGAGGGCCACGUCCUUGACCUUGGGCUUAUUGGAAAGGUAUGGUUCGGGCCUUUCCAACGAACCCAAGUUCAAGUCUCUCCGACCUUCCUCGGCCAAGCAAAAGAGUCCUAAACUUUAGCCUAUUUCACAUAUUUUACUCACAAAAAAAAACACAAAGUCCAAGCCUUUUUCACCCUAUUUCAAAGACCCGUAGCUCCGCCCCAGAGAGGGCUACGUCCUUGACCUUGGGCUUGUUGGAAAGGUCUGGUUCGGGCCUUUCCAACGAAUCCAAGUUCAAGUCUCUCCGAUCUUGCUGGGCCAAGAUAUAGCGCCCUGGAUAUUUUACUUUUUCACAACUUUCAAUGCCCGUAGCUCCGCCCCAGAGAGGGCCACGUCCUUGACCUUGGGCUUGUUGGAAAGGUCUGGUUCGGGCCUUUCCAACGAACCCAAGUUCAAGUCUCUCCGACCUUCCUCGGUCAAGCAAAAGAGCCCUAAACUUUAGCCUACUCCACAUGUUAUACUUAAAAAAAAACACAAAGUCCAAGCCUUUGUCACCCUAUUUUAAAGACCCGUAGCUCCGCCCCAGAGAGGGCUACGUCCUUGACCUUGGGCUUGUUGGAAAGGUCUGGUUUGGGCCUUUCCAACGAACCCAAAAGUAAGUCUUCGGUCGAGCAAAAGAGCCCUAAACUUUAGCCUAUUUCACAUGUUUUACUCACAUAAAAACACUAAGUCCAAGCCAAGGUCUGUGUGCACACUGUGACCUUUAACCUCCAUGAGCUAAAGUGAACAAAACAUUAUUAAUGUGUGUCAUAUGUGCAUACAAGGCCUGCGUGCACACUGCGUGUCGUAUGUGCAUACAGGGCCUAUGUGCAUGCUUUAUUAAUGUGUGUGAUAUGUGUAUAAUGUGCAUACAAGGCCUGUGUGCAUAAUGUGUGUCAUGUGUGCUUAAUGUGCAGACAAGGUCUGUGUGCACACUGUGACCUUUAACCUCCACAAGCUAAAGUGAACAAAGCUUUAUGAAUGUGUGUCAUAUGUGCAUAACGUGCAUACAAGGCCUGCGUGCACACUGCGUGUCAUAUGUGCAUACAGGACCUAUGUGCAUGCAUUAUUAAUGUGUGUGAUAUGUGUAUAGUGUGCAUACAAGGCCUGUGUGCACAAUGUGUGUCCUAUGUGCACAGAAGACCUGCGUGCACACUUUAACCUCCAUGAGCUAAAGUGAUAAAAGCAUCGUUGAUGUUUGUCAUAUGUGCAUAAUGUGCAUACAGGGCAUGCGGGCAUACUGUGACUCAACAAAGUGCACACUAAAUUUCAUAUAAUUAAUAAAAAAUUGAUUUAGAAUUAAUAAAGUAUACACUACUUAGUAUAGUUCAAUGGUAUUUAGCUGUCGUAGUCCACAAACUGCAAAGGAAAGUGCGUGUAGUCCACAAUCUGCAAAGGGAAGUGUGUGUAGUCCACAAACUGCACAGGAAAAAGGCUUGCGAUCCACAAUCUGCAUCAGACAUAUUUGUUUACAGAGUUGUUUACAAACUCAAGGGAUCAAUGCAGAUAGUCCACAAAUUUCAUAUCCCAUUUCAUAAUACUUUAAAUUGCCAAGUUACUUUAUAGAAGACCACAGUACCACUUCUGAUUUGUGAACGUUAGUGAUAGCUCUUUGAAUAUGGCAAUCGAUAGCUGCCCGAUCUGCUUUAAAAGCUUUUCUCAAUUGAGCCAGCACCUCCGGGUGACCCACGGGAUAAAGAACUUGACCGAGAGGAAGCUGCUCCUCGCGCUGCAGUCGGGUAGGGUCAGUGUCCGUGAGGGACACUGCCCUGUCCCGGCCUGCCAAAAGGAGACGUCGAGGCUGGACCGGCACCUAAAGUCUCACACAGAGCUCACGGUGGCAGCUCGCAGGGCAGCCGUGGCCGAGAUGAAGAGGAAGAAAGUCAUGUCGGACUUGGCUGCCCUGCGUGCCACGGGACCGGAGGUUCCAAUGGCUUCCACGCUUGACCUGGAGGAGGCGGAGGGCCGAGCGGAGAUGGCGAGCGGCGAUGAAGAAGUCUGUGAGCGGGGGGCUUGCCGGCAGGCGAGGGAGAUGGUGGCUGACCUCAACAGCCAGGUUGAGACCCUCUCUGGCACGUUAAGGGAACUGACCCGUCGGUUCCGAAAAAUGCAGCGGCGGUGGAAGAAGGGGCCUGCGGCGCACUUGAACCAAGUGACUCGUAAGUUAAUGGGGUCGUUCUCGGAUGACAGGGAGCACGACGGCGAGGAAGAUUUCGUGCCGCCUACCCCGCUGCAGCAUCCAUCCACCCCCCCGGCGUCCUCCUCCUCACAGCAGUCCAUUCCAAAUUCGCCUGGGCGCUCCGGCAAGUCCAGCCCCAACCCUCACUUCCCCGACCACGUCUCGGCCUUGAACGUCCUGAUGGAGCAGUACAGGGAUCAUCAAGAGGGGCCAGAUCCCACCCCGAAGCUCCGGGAGAACGUGAGCGGUAAAAUCUACCGCAUCCGAAAAUUUAUGGCGUACAUGGCGAUGGAGGGUGGAAGGCUUCAGACCCUCGAGUUUCUUGACAAUUCGGAGCGGCUCCGCAAGUGGGUGUCGAGCCUGAGGGUGACGGCAAUGAAAGAAACAACCUUGAACCACUAUUUAAAAAAUGUUUCCCAAUUUUUAGACUACAUUGCCGCCACCCCGCCUCCGACCUGCCGCCUCUCAAAGAAGGCCAUGUUGGGCAUCCGCAGGGAAGUGAAGUUGAUGCUGAGGUACAUGAGGCGCCCCGUCACGGUGCACCAGAUGUCGGUGAAGCGCAAGAAAGACGAGCGCCUCAUCAGCAAGGCCCUCUUGGGGCUUUGCAGAGAGCGCUCAAAGGCGGGGAUCAACGAGAAACUCGAGCAGCUGAAGUCUGAGAGGUCCCAAAAGGCACAGUACCUGCUUUACGGGUACAUGACGGCGUUCCUGGCCUCCAUCUAUGGCCACAGGUGCGGCGUUUACCAGAACAUGACCAUUGAGGAGGUCAGGAACGCCGUCCAUACGUCCGACACAUGGCUGAUAAAUGUCAACAUGCAUAAGACGAACCAGGCCUUCGGGCCUGCUCAGAUCGCCCUGAGCAAGGAGGAGUACGGAUGGUUCACGCGAUUCUUGGAAAUCAAGGAUGACCUUGUGGGCGGGCCUGGGGCAACAUUUUUCUUCUUCACUUCAUCCAAAAAACCGUGCAAAAACCUCAACAACUAUUUUCAAGCGGCGUGGGCGGAUAUGGGGCUUCCAGGGAGCCCCACGUUCACAGACCUCCGGUCCGCCAUUGCGACCCAUGCACGGAACGCGGCCGACACGGAGAGCCGUACCAAGAUGGCCCGUUUCAUGUGCCACGACACGCGCACGGCGGACAAAUUUUAUGCCUGCAAUCUGACGGCGAAGCAGGCGUGGGAGCACCGCACGCUCUUUGAGACGGCGCUGGAGGGGCCGGAUGCCACACCCGAAAAGAACACCGAAAGCCGUCCAAAAAAGGCGUCCCGGAAGCGGCCUGCUGCAGCGGUCCAGCCCGACUCCGAGUCGAUGUCCUCGGCGACGACGACCGAGGACGAAGACGAGCCGGUGUUCCAGGAGUCUGGCGUGUCUGCAUUGGAGUCUGACGAGUCUAACUCGGAAGACCACAGGGCUGGACCAUCGGCGAUUGCGCAGUGUAGAAAGCUGACGGUGACACUGACGCCACUGAAAAGGAAUCCACAUAAAAGGAGCAUCCAGAAGGUGAUGAAAAGCCCCUCCAGCGCCAAAUCGACACCAGGGAAACCGAAACGGCCAAAGGUCCAAAAGGUCUUCACUCCACAGGCCAUCGCCAAGGCAAAGGUGGCCCAGAAAAAGGUGAAGAAAAUGCUGAAGAAGCGUUCACAGAAAAAGAAGUGAUCCCCAGGCCUGCCCCAAGAUUUUUGGACUGUUCUACCCUGUUCUGCCCCGUUCUUACCCAUCUGCGUUCUGAACUGUUCUGCCCCGUUUUUUUUCGUCGUUCUUAACUGUUUUGCCCCGUUCUUUCCCCCGUUACGAACUGUUCUGCCCCGUUCUGCCCCGUUCUUACCCCGCCCCGUUCUGCCCCAAUGUGCCCCGUUCUGCAUCGUUCUUUCACCGUUGUUAACUGUUUUGCCCCGUUCUUUCUGCUUUGUGAACUGUUCUGCCCCGUUCUGCCCCAAUGUGCCCCGUUCUGCCCCGUUCUGCCCCGUUUUGCCCCAUUUUGCCCCAUUUUGCCCCGUUCUGCAUUUUUUUUUAUUGUUGCUGUUGAUGAUGCUGUUGCUGU
Molecule: messenger RNA, 4583 nt
Organism: Paramisgurnus dabryanus
Lineage: Eukaryota; Metazoa; Chordata; Actinopteri; Cypriniformes; Cobitidae
Molecular function (GO): DNA binding
Source: RefSeq, a predicted model, not a curated record